ACCGUCUCAGUAGUAACAAGGAGCAAACGACAGCAGCUAGCAUGGCGGAGCGACACAACCGGCCACCAAAGAGAGUUUUUAUCAACAACGUAGACUCCUACGCCUCUAAAUAUAUCGCAAAGGUAAAUAAUUGUUACACUUGUCUAAGGCUUGUAACCUGUUAGUGUGAAAUAUAAAACUGGAUUACAUGCGCCUGACAUAUCUAUCUAUCAAAGCAAACGGUGAAUUAGCUAACGGUUUCUCCUCUGCAGUUCUCAACGGUGUUUGGUUUAUAUAUUUUCGUUCCAAGUUUUUGUCAGAGUGUGUGGUGGGAGCAGAUCCUGAAGGAGAAAAUAAAGAAGAGAAGGGGAGGAAGAUUUCAUACCGCAGCAGACAGAAAUCUUUCUAUGUUGUUGGAACAGUUUCAGACUCACCUGAGGAGGACAGACCACACCUGCGUGAGGAGUAUUCAGUUAGUAUCUAUUGAUAAAUCACGUCACGAAGUCUGCUGUCGCAUUAACAGACAAGGGUGUGUUUCAAAUGAGUGUAUUUUACAUUUAUUACAUAUUUAAAUGCUUCUUUAAAGAGCGCGAACAGAGAGGUCCUCCUCUCCAAACUGAUGGACUGUGAUGUGGUCAUUUUCAACAUUACCCAGCAUGCCGAGCAGGUGGAGGAGGCUUUUUGGGCUGUCAAAGGUAAGACCCAUGAAUGAGCUUCAGACUGGCUGUUGAUAAUCUGUUCAAUUUUUGAAUAAUGAUAUUGAAAUGAUCAAUAUGAAAGCAGCUGUGAAAUGUCAAAGUGAAAAGACAGAUCUGUCUAAUUGAGAGCUUUAACACAAGCCUCUUCUAAGUAAUUCAGACAAACAUUACAAACAUUCACCAAAGAAAAACAGAAAAUAAAUCCACCAACAGAUACAGAAAAAAAAGAUAAGGUCUAAAUCUGGACCAGACUUAACCACCAGGACAUACAAACAGCUGGAAAAUCAUCCAAAAUCAAAUCUACAAUUCAGAAAGUAGUUUUUUUUUUUUUCCAACAUCAGCCAACAUUUAAGCAAAACCUGAAGAUAGUCUAGAUUCGAUGAUUUCAUGAUCAAUGAAUCAGCUGAUGAAUACUGUCUUUUUUUUUUUUGUAGCUCUUCAUGAUAAAAUGAAAAACUUUUCUGGACCAAAGAAGUUCAUCCUGGUCUCCACAGUGAUGACCUGGGCCUGCAGCAAACCUAUCGAUCCAGUAAGAGAGCACUGACUCUGACAAUCUUAACCUGCCUUAACUGACAUAUUGUUGAAUAGAUCAUGAGUCUCACAUGUGUCUUUACAUCCCUGCACUGAUUAAAUGUUAUCGAAGUAAAUGAUCAGAUAAUAGCUAGUUAAAUGUUAUCCCUGUUUACUGAGAUUGUAGAUCAUUAACAUAAGCAUCACUUAUUGAUCCCAGGAUCACAGAAAUAUUAGUCGUAAACAUGACUGAAGAAGUAGGGACAGAGAAAAUGGUGUUUUAUAAGGAGGAUAUUUCCUUUAUUUUUAUAUAUUGUUGCUAAGCAUCUAAAAAGGUUUUGAGCCGAUGCUGCAGUUGAAGAAAAUCAUACAUUUGGAAUUUUUAUUAUGAUAAAAAGGUUUCUGUUCAACUUACAGCUCUAUCUGUAGUGUGUCACCUUUGUGUUUUUGUUGUGUCACUUUUGUGGUUUUGCUGGGUGUCACCUUCAUGUUUUUGUUGUCCAUUACCUUUGUGUUUGUUUGUAUCACCUAUCCUUUUUGUUGUGUCACUUUUGUGUUUUUGUUGUGUUACCUUUGUUUUUUUUUUUUGUUUUUUUUUUUUGUGUGUUGCCUUUACGUUCAUUUUGUGUAACCUUUCUUUUUUUGUUGUGUCAAUUUUGUGUUUUUGUUGUGUCACCUUUUUGUUUGUGUUGCGUGUUGCCUUUGUGCUUGUGUUGUAUCAUCUUUCUAUUUGUUGUGUCACUUUUGUGUUUUUGCUGUGUGUCACCUUUCUGGUUGUGUUUCUGAUGUGUCACCUUUGUCAUUUUGUUGUGUGUCACCUUUGUGUUUUUGUUGGGUCACCUUUGUGUUUUUCUUGUGUGUCACCUUUGUGUUUGAGUUGUGUAUCACCUUUAUGUUUUUUCUGUGUUUCACUUUUGUGUCUGAGUUGUGUGUUACGUUUGUGUUUUUGUUGUGUGUCACCUUUUUGUCUGAGUUGUGUGUCACCUUUGUGUUGUAUCACUUAUGUGUUUUUUUUUUGUGUGUGUGUGUGUGUGUGUGUGUGUGUGUGUGUCACUUUUGUGUUUUUGCUGGCUGUCACCUUUGUGUUUGUUUUGUGUCACCUUUGUGUUGUUUGCUUUGUAUUUUUGCUGUAUGCCCAAUGUUUUUUUUUUUUUUUUCUGUUUCAGGAAGAUCUAGAGCUCCCGUUUACUGAUGAGGUUUUCUGGAGAAGACUAGCUCACCCAAACUUUCAACAUCACUACAACGUGGAGAGGAGGGUGGUCAAAAUGGGAAAAACUGUCUGUAUAUCCUCAAGCUUAAAUGUUUUAACUAAAAGGGGAAAAAUAUAAUCAUAACAAUAAAUGUGUCACAUGGUUGCUAUUUCAGGACAGGAAGUUGUUCUCAACGUAUGUGGUGGCUUCAGGACUCCAAUACGGGAUGGGAGAGCAGAUCUUCCACUUUUUUUUCAAGGUGAGAACUAAAAACUGCCCAAUAAAGCUACAUUUUAUUUACCACACUCAGAUAAUUAAAUCAAAAAUCUAAGAGCUUGAUUUACUAGGACUUCACAUAAAUUGUCUGUACACUCAUAAUUCAUGUUUCGUUGGAGUGUGUGUUUUGAGGUGAUCAACGAAGAAGAAUAAGGUGUGAAUGAGGUCAGGUGUGAAGACUGUAAAGGUGGUGGUAUUUGAAGUCUUUGUGUGUUAAACACGUUUGUGCCGUGAAGAGUUUGGACAGAAAGCAGACUGAUGUAGGUGCAGGAUGAAAUUCAGCUUCAUUAGAGGUCCCAGUGAAAAAGGGAAAAGGAAAAAGAAGUCUGAGCUGAAACAAAGACAUCUGAAUUUCACAGACAGGCCCCUGGUUUUGAUUCAGUUUGAGUCUGUUGAUAAAUGCAUACAGUACAUCUCUGUCACAUUCUCUCAUGAUGGAUCUUAUAUCUCUAAUUAAGCUAAAUGAAAGGUAUUUGUGUUAUAUCAGAUCAUUUCCAGACUCAAUGGUGUCAUGAGUUUGAAGUUGUUGUUGGAUGGAUGAAUAUCAUCAACGCUGCAAAUGAUAUAAAAAAAGUGAAGUUUUUGUGUAACUAAGAGAUAAUAUAACAAUUACCAGAUGUCCUGGCUGGGACAGAAACAAAGGAUCCCUGUAUUUGGAGAAGGAAAUAACAUCAUGCCCACGAUUCAUGUUAAUGACCUGGCAAGGUGAGACACACAAACACACACACUCACACGUAAUUUAAUGAUUAUACUUAUAAGUGUUAUAGAGUCGGUGUGUAAAUGUUUAAACUGCACAGUCUUAAAGUUAUGACAAAUCAAAGAAACAGUAGAUCCAACAUUAUAAUCCUGCAGUCAGAAAUCAGAAAUGUGUGAUCUGUAACCUUACAUUGAUAAUUCCAUCAAUUUGAUUUUGAUCAUUUGAUCCGUAUUGACUGUACUGGUCAUGAUAGUUUGAAUUUUUGCAGUUUUGAAACUGUGAUAUUUUUACUUUUAAAGUGUCAUUCAGAACGUGAUUGAACAUCAGCCAAAGCUGUAUUACCUGCUCGCUGUGGAUCAGUCCAACAACACCAUGGAGGAGAUUGUGACAGUGAGUUCAGGAAUACAAAUAUGUCUACAGUGUAUUUUAUUAAGUCUUGCAUCAAAGUCCUCAGACUGACUGAGUAAUAAUACAGUAUGGUCAUUGUUUUUCCCUAACAGAGACAUGUUGAUGGUGUAGUUGUCUGCAUUGUUUCCUGUACAACAGCUUAGUUUGAUUUGCACACAAAAUGGUGAUUGUGAUUGUGAUUUCUCCUCAAUCAGGCGGUCGCCUCUGCUCUUGGACCUGGAAAGAUCCAGAAGAAACCUUUUGAAGAAGCUCUCCUCACACAGGACCUGAGUGUAUGUCUCACGUAAAUAGUUCGAUGAAUUUCAGAGCAAACACUCAUAACAAUUUAGCUUCAGUGUUAAAAAAAAAAAAAAAAGACUGAAGUUUAGCAAAUUUCUUCUCUAAGUUUCAGAGAACCUUCAGAAACGUUUGUUCUCACAUUAGAGCACAUUAGAGCUAAGGGUUUCAGUGUCAUUCAUCAGGAUGUUGUUAGCUCAGCACAGUGACAUGCAGCAAUAAUUUUAACCUGCUCAUUUUAAAACAGUUUUUUUUUAUUUAUUAUUAUUAUUUUUUUUGUUAAUCUCCAAACAACACCCUUCAGUGUCCUCCAUAACAAAUAGGGAAAAUAAACACAGUUUACAAAGAGACUGCAUGUCUCUGUGUGCUUCAACUACUACUGUUUAUGUCUGUUUUACACUUUUGGGUCAUGUGCCUCAUUUCUUAAAGCCAAACCAGAUACAAGGACUUUGAAUAAGCCAAGACUACGAUACCGUCUUUAUACAGUAUCAAGUUUCACUUUAAUCAGAUAUUACAGUACCUUCAUGUGCCAUCAAAUCAACUGUCCAACUCAAAGAGAGCUACAGCCAUAUAGGAGCACUGACAGCUGUGAUUUGAAAUGACAGCUUUAAUGGAUGUAGGCUGGCAGUGUUAAAGACAGAGGAGAGAGAGGAAACAGCUGAUUCAGUUUUUUUUCUACCUAAAGCAGUGAAUAAAACUGUAAUGAAUAAGGUUUAUAUGAAUAUUCUUUCCUUAUUUCAGGUGAUGGAGCUUGACUCCCUGCAGGUGAACCUCCGGAUGGAGGCGGUCCACAUUCAGGAGCUCUUCUCUGUGAACUGGUGCUGUGCGUCUGGGCUGGUGAAGAACAUGGAGCAGGUGGUCGAGGAGUUCAGACAGACCAGAGGGAUUUUGGUAGGAAACAAAGAUGAAACAGACAUCACUAAUGAACACUUUGAACCCUGAAAUAUUAGUAAUAUAAUAUAAGUGGUGGAGGAUGAUCAUAGCAGUAACCAGAGUUAAAACUGUCAGUCCAUUUACAUGCAGAGUUAAGAGGAGCUGCGUUAAAGCUCAGUUUGAGGAUUUGAUUAGACUGAUGUUCUCAUCCUACUCUACAAGUUUUGUGCAAAAAUCACAUUUUUGACAGAAGCGUGUCUGCCUCCACUACAGUAGGUGGCCACAUGCCAUAACAUGUUAUUCACCAAAACAAUCCACCAAACGCAUUAGCAAGCAGCUGAUAGGAUAUAAACAUGGUCACUUUUACAGCUCUGAACUGUCUGUACAUCCAUUACGAGACUUUCAACUCUUUUUUUUCAUUCUGUCUUCAUCUAUCCAGGUUCUGUUUACUUCCUGACCUCCUAGUACCACAUUUAUGCUGUUCAGCCUUUGGGCCACAGCCCGGCCUGUGAACUCUUGAGUAUGUGCAGAAUGCCAAGGCCAGUGUCAGUCUAAUAGAAGUGUAUACCCAAAAGAGAAAGUCCAACUAUGUGCUAUUUGACUCUGUGCUGAUUUCCGUCAGACUCAUGUGUUUAUGUGGAUAUUUAAAGUCCAAUUCCAUGCAAAGAAAAACUAUUUUUUUCAGCAACAUGUAAACAUACUUUUAUUGUUUACAUUUAACUCUGGAUGUCAAACUUAUCUCAUUAAUGCGAGGGACUUACCGGAGGACGUCUCUCACUUUCUCUUGUCAAUCACUUUCAGCAAAGCGUAUGUCCAUCACUACACGCUAUUUAUGCAAUAAGAGGGAGGGAGUUGCUCAUGGCCUCAGAGAAAAAAGAGAAAUACUGAUUUAUCACCAUUUCAUAGAUACAAUGCUGCUGUGUUCUCAUGUGGACAUCAAUACAAUGACAGAAGUCCAAGUUGUUUCAAAUUUUAAACUGUGUAUGUUUUCUGUGUGUGUGUGUGUGUGUGUGUGUGUGUGUGUGUGUGUGUGUGUGUGUGUGUGUGUGUGUGUGUGUGUGUGUUUGUGUCCGUCAGCCCCUGCGUGUGUGUGUCUUAGGUCCUCCUGCGGUGGGGAAGAGCUCAGUGUGCAAACAGAUCUGUGAACACUACAAACUUCCACACAUCAGGCUGAAGGAGACCGUCUCUGAAACCACUGCACAACCGGUGACCUCCCAGAAACACAAACACACACACACACACACACACACACACACACACACACACACACACAUCAGUAAGAGGAGAAGAAAUGUUACAAUAUUUUUACAUAUGGGUUUUUUUUAAUAUGAAAAAUACAUGAUUUCACAUUAGAUGAGGUUCGACGGUAAAAGUAAAUCAUGUCCUCAUUAGAUGGAUAUCAACUUACCAAAAAGCAGCAGUUUGUUAACACACUCGAUCAGCUGCUUUUUUAAGGAAGCUUAAAUUAUUUUUAUUGUUAAUGUUCAUGUUGAAGCUGUUUUAUGGGAGCUUCAUAUACUGAGAGCCUUUGCAUUCAGCUCCUGCAAAAAUCAGGUACAAAGUAGAUAAGGUGGUUAAAGUAAGCAGCAAGAUAACUGGGUAACAAAUGUGCACUGCUUUUCUCACAAAGAAGGACUACACAUUGAAUUUAAUUCACUGAAGUACAGCAGAUCCUCAGCACUCCCUCUGGUCUGCAGACUCAGGUUUAACCCCAAUGUGCAGAUACAAAUUGUGCAUGGUGAGGACUAAAAACAGUCUUAAUCCAAACAGCAUUCAGCUGCUGAACAAAACUUGAUUUUUAAACUUAUUUAUUGUCACAUUGUUCAGGUUUGAACAGCUUCAAGAAAACACACCAAUCAAAAAUACUGUCAUGCACACUGGGUCCAAAGGGUUAAUGUUAUUUGUGUUUGUGUUUUUUUUUUUUUUUUUUUUUUUUUAAAUACCUUUUGCAGGAAUAUGCAGUGGGGAACUCUGAUCCUGAAGCAGAGGAUGAAGACACUGCAAGUAAACUGCUGUACAGUCUGGAGGACAGUAUGGAGCAAAACGGAGGUGCACACUGUGACCAGCAGGGUUUACCCACCAAUAAGGACUGAAGAAACAGCAUACAGCAUGCUCACUGAUUCAAUUGUUUUUCUGACCUUUCCAGAACAGACCACCUGACCCAAACAAAAACUGAGCUGUACCACGUUUUCUUAAAAAAAACAAAAAAAAAAAACAACAAAAGACUACAAACUUUAAAUGACUUCAUAGGAUAGGAGGAUGCGCUAGGCUGUAUAUGAUUUGUUGGGAAGGGGCCGUGUUUUAUAACUCAUUAUUUUCAGUAAAUAAUUACAAGGUAGGCCAUUGCUGACGAGUUUAUGUCUUGGCAACAAAAGAAGAGACUUCUAGAGAGCCAGCCAAUACCUUGUCUGACAGAAAUUCUGAAGCCUAAAAGACACCUGUCUGGCAUUCUUUAGACAGAAAAGAAUGGAUCAUUGCGGUUCUGAAACUUAUCUCAUAAAUAUCAAGGUUAAGACGCAGUUUCUUUUCCUAACUUUAAAAAAAAAAAAAAAAGUAUUUUUUGUUUUGUUUUGUCUUGUUUUAUAUUCACAACAUGAACAAAAAUCUGCCAGACAAGACUCCAUAAAGACAUGUUACAUUACUUGAUGCAUACUUUGAGGUGUUAUAGGUCAGGAUAUCUUUGACCUGCUGUUUUAGUUUUCAUUGUGUUUGUACCUCUCCGUCUUUCCAGAGAUGCCCACUUCAUUCAGUCUGACACUGAAUCCCUGUGGUGCCCUUUUCAGAGUUUUUCUGACAUGUUCUUAUCUCUCUUUUAGGUCUGGGGGAGGAUCAUCAGUUGGUGAAGAUGCUGAAACAUAAACUAACAUCAAACCCAUGUAAAAACCAGGGAUUCGUCCUGGACGGGUUUCCAACAACAAUUGAACAAGCCAAAGAGCUAUUUUCAGGUGAGACACACACUCAUGUUCUAAGUCACUACUACAUGAAUACAAUCACAUAAAUGUGGAUUUUUUGUGUUUUUCUCAGAUGAAGAUCAUGGAUCAGAUGCUGAAACAUCCCUGAGUUCUUCACACGGCAAGAUUACCCCAGGUGUCUGCAGAGCACUAUCAAUAUAGUUUUACCAUAUAACAAGACAGCAUUACAUGUUUCCUGUCAGUAGUUACCUUGUUAAUACAUUUUAUUUAUUUACAGAAGGAACUUUAUUUAAAAGGUCCUGUUUUAUAAUAUUCAUGAUGUCUCGUCAUGUGUGCUCCAGAAUUUGUCUUGGUCCUGGAUGCCUCAGACUCCUUUCUGCAGGAUCGGGUGAUGAAUCUGCCUGAGCGGCUUGUUCGGGAGCAAAACUACGAGCAGAAUCACUUCCUGCAGCAACUGAACCAAUACAGAGAGGGCAACAUGGCGGAGGAAACUGUCAUCAACUUCUUUGAUGAGCUGGAUGUCUCUCUCCUGUACCUGGGUAAAGUACAACUCCAAAUGUUGACACUGAAAAUGGUUCUUUGUUAUAAAAAAUCAUUGUAGAUUUGAUGCCAAAAACACAUUUCUAAAAAGUUCCAGGUUCAUAUUUCUCAUCGUGUGUCCUCAGCUCUUCUUUCUCCAACUCUCUGUAGACCUGUAGACUGGCUUGAGAAAUCCCAACUAUACUUGAACAUAUCCAAGACUGUUUGUAUGUACUUCUCAAAAAGAGCAAACACUGAGAGUGAUCCCGACAUUUUUAUACAAGGUAAAACAAUUGAGGUCGUACAAGAGUUUAAAUACUUAGGAAUCGCUCUUGACUCACAACUUCUUUUUAAACGACAAAUAAAAAUCACUGUAAAUAGAAUUAAGUUUAACUUGUCCAACUUUAGGUUUAUUAGAAACAAUCUAACUCUUGAGUCAGCAAAAUUGUACUUUGAUACUAUGAUCAUGUCACACAUGUCCUAUUGCGUAAGAAGUUGGGCAUCAGCCUGUAAAACGGCAUUAAAGCUGAUUGAAACAGUCUAUAAACAACCCCUGAAAGUAUUGGAUAAAAAACCAAAAACAUACCAUCACUGUCAUAUAUUAAAAAAACAUGAGGGCCUAAGCUGGGACAAAACUGCUAAACACACCGACGCUAUCUUGAUUUACAAAAUCUUCCAUGGCAAAGCACCCCCUCCAUUCCAAGAAUUUGUGAAAAAAAACUCAAACAGGUCAACAAGAGCUGGUUCGAGAGGUGACCGUGUAGUUCCUUUUAGAAAGAGUGCCUUUAGUCAAGCCACUUUUUCUGUUCCUGCUUCUCACACCUGGAAUUCAAUACCAAACACAAUGGGCUCUAUUUUCGUGCCUCGCCGGAGACGUGCCGCAGGUCAGGUCCGCCGCACCGACAAGGCGUUCCCAAGCACAUUUUGGUAUUAUGGUGAGCGGCGCAGCCCGGCGUAAGUAUUCCCCCUCCCUAACUCAGCUCCUCCUAGUGGCGUAAGUCGUAGCGAGGGAGGACAGAGGGCGUGGAGUAGGUUUAACACAGCCGAGACCUGUUUUCACCAAUCACAUAAGUUCCUCUCCUUGCCUUUAAAUCCGCCACCGGCGAGGCGUAUUACUAUUUUCGUGAAGUAGUCAAAGAGAUCAAGAGAUGUCUGAAGACAGUAAUGCCACACGAUGGCGACAGAAGGCAGCUCCUCAACAAGUGUCACUGUAAGCGCUGAAUUUGGCGUCCUCCACACUCUCUCAUAUGAGCACAGACGGAUUUGGUGUGUGUAAUGUUGGACCCACUGGUAAGACAAACACCCUUUUCCACAAAUAAAGACACUCACAUAAAGUUGCAUAUAUUCAAACCUCAAAUGACAAAGGUGGGUUGUGUGCACAGAUCACAACAUAAACUCCAAAAAAGGCAUUAAAAUCGGAACCAUCUGUGCGUAAAUGACGCAUCGCGCUCCGUGGCCUGGCUCUUUCUUUCAUAGAUGUUGGCAUAUAAAAUAAAUUUGGCCCACAAAACUGAGCAUUAUAAUAUUCGUAUGUAGGCUUAAAGUAAAUAACGCAUCUGAAAAGAAAAGGAGGGAGACGAAUUACAUAUCUUGUUAACUUCAUGUGUGUUUAUUUACUGGAUAUUUAAUUUAAUUUAAUGCGGUUUCAGCUGUGUUGAUUCGGUCAGGUUUAGUGUCCAAACGCGUGCCAAACGCGCUCAUCAGAUCAGAUAUAGAUCAGAAUAUGUCUAUAUAGAUCUAAAUGUAUGUGCUGACUCAGAUUAUUAGUUGUUGAUGAUUAUUUAUUGCACUGAAAUGUGCCUGACACUGUAGAAACCUGCCGGUGAGGCAUCGGUGACGUAUGCCAAUACGCCGCCAGUCUACCAAAAUACUACUAGACCAGCUGCGUUCCGCCUGCGCUGAAAGCUGACCACUUUACACGCCACUGGCGAGCACGAAAAUGUCACUGCGCCCACUGAUUCUGUGAACCUCUGUGCGCCUCAGUCCACGAAAAUACUGAACUGGCUGUACGCCGGGCUCCGCCAGACGAAAAUACAACUGCGCGGGGUCCGCCACCCUCCGUCGCCUCACCGGCGUACACGAAAAUAGAGCCCAAUACGUGAACUCCCGACUCUGACCUCUUUUACCAAACAUCUUAAAGCUUGGCUAUAAGGGAAAUACAUACGGUCCCCUGACCCUUGGCCUGUAUGUUUCAUGAUCCACUAUACUUUUUAUUGUUCUUGCUUUUAUUUUUCAUUUUCUGUCCUAUUGUGUUUUCGAAGAGACACGUUUUCCCUCUCUGUAAUUAUUCCCCCUGCUCAUACUGGCCAUGAAGGCUAACUGUUCUACUUAUUGUUACUGUAGUUUUAUUGAUUUCAUUAUCUUAUGUCGUUGACAUCAACCUGCUGAAGGGACUAAAGAUGGAAAUUAGCAUAUUUACAUGUAUAUGUUCAUUAAUAUGUAUUGUCCCUGGUUUAAAUAAAUAAACUCAAACUCAAACCUUAGUGAAGCCAGCAGACCGGGUUUUGGAGUCUGACUAUCAAAUGUUGUCUCUCUCUUGACUGAUAGAGGAUUUCAACUGCUCAACAGUUCAGGGUCUCCUUUGUCCUAUUUUUCAUUUGUAGAUGCAGUGAUGCACUGUGUUGGUUUUUGGAGUGAUCUAGAGUCCAUGCAGUGAUUUCCUCUCCAGAGUCCUGUCUGUUUUUAAAGCAGAGCUGCCUGAGGGCCUGAAGAUCAGGACCAUCCAGUCUUGGUUUUGCCCCUUGUCCCUUUAGUACAGAGAUUUCUCCAGAGUCUCUGAAUCUUGGAAUGAUACAAUGUUCUGUAGAUAAUGAAAUCCACUCAUUCUUUCACAUUUGACACUCAGGAACAUUAAAAAAACUGUUCAACUAUCAGCUCACACAGUCUCUCACAGACUCAGUUCACACAGUCUCUCACAGAGUGGUGAACCUCUUCCAUCUUUCCUCCUAACAGACUCACUCUCUCUGAAUGUCCUUUUUAUACCCAGUCAUGUUACUAACCUGUUGGAAAUUAAGCUAACCAUUAGUUGGAGAUGUCCCUCCAGCAUUUACAUAUAUAUAUAUAUAUAUAUAUAUAUAUAUCUCAGUGGCGGGCCGUGCAUUUCACACCUAGGCCUUCAGUAGUGCUCUGUCUGAAUCAAUCCAACCCUCAAUAACUAUUUUAUGGCUAUAAAACUUCUACUGCAGAUACAGCUGCGACACACAUAAAAAAGCAUCAAAAAUAACCUGAUAAAAUUGCAACAUUUUACUCACCAAAAAUCCUGAUUAUUUGUACACAAAAUCCAUCCUCCUUUCUGUCCUCAAGAAGAUUUCAAUUACUUUGUUGUGCAGAUUAUCCGUGCGUUUCAGUUCCAUCAAGAAGUCCUUUUCUAUCGCCAUCGAAGCUAAUGCUGAAAGUCGAGCCUGCCCUGUCGUAUUUCUGGCAUAGGUUUUAAUUCAUUUUAGGGCUGAGAAUGUCCGUUCAACAGAAGCAGUGGACACGGGGAUGGUCACCGCCAAACACACAAAUGUGUACAGCUGCCCCAUGCUCUCAUUCAGAUUUUUCUGCUGAAGGAAGUCAAGGAGAUCAGUGGGAGAUUUUCCUGCAAAAUCAUCCAUGGCAUACAUUACGGUCAGUUCUGUUCUUAGCCGAGGCAGAUCGAAAAGUGUUCCGUGGCUCUGUGCUAAGCUGGAAAAGGCUGUGUGCGGGAAUUUUUUCUGGUAUUCCCGAAACUUCUGGGGGUCGAGGAGGGUGACAAAGAUCAGUUUUUCGUGGUCUUGAAAUCUGGUCUGUGUCUGACAAAUAAUAUUGUCCAGAAUCCUGCCGUGGAGUUGGCGGUAGUGCGCGCGAGGAUCUUGCGCUUGACCUCUUCGUGCGCUCGGAGCGCCCGCGGUGCGUUCAGUGGCCUAGUAGAUUUCCUCGUAUCGGCUCCUCUCUCGCUCAACGGUGUCACAAAACUCCUUUACCCUUGCCAGACAAAACUGUACAUCCAGUUUUUUGUCCUGUAGUAUUGAAAACAGCACAUCUGAGUACUCAAAAAUGCCAUUAAAUGUGUGAAGCAAAAAACAAAACUCAAAAUCAUCCAGACGUGCUUUAAAUCCAUCAGCACAGCGCACAGAGUCCUCAUCAUACUCGUCAUGAUGCUCCAGAAUGUGAUGAAACAGUUCCUUUAGAGCAUUUCUCUUCUCAAAGACUGUAUUGACCACUCUGGAUGUGUACUGCCACCGUGUUGGUGCCACACGAGGGAGACGCCGCUGGCAGAUUUCGUCCAGUAGUUGCGUGCGCGGAGGCGAUCUAGAAAAAAAUGCAGCAAGGCCAUUGAGGUGGGCGAAAAAGAUCUUGCAUUCUUUAAGCUUUGAGGCCCCUUGAGUCAAUACUAAAUUGAGCCGAUGUGCAUAGCAGUGUAUGAAUAAAGCCAAAGGUGCUCUCUCCUUGACUUUAGCCUGCACCCCAUUUAAUCCAGAAGACAUGACCGCUGCGCCGUCAAAACACUGUGCCACAACUUUACCCAGACAUUCAUUUUCCACCAAAAAUCGGAUGAUAAGACCUGCAAUGUCAUCGGCUCGCUUCCCACUGGUAACAUCUUCAAAUCUGACAAACCACUCCUUGACACCUGUGUCCGUUACAUAACGCAGAACCAGUGCGAGCUGCGCUGCGUUACUCGCGUCUGUCGUCUCAUCCACCAUAACAGAGACAAACGGUGCUUUAUUAACUUCCCUUCUGAUCUCUUCCCCCAUCACUUCAGCAAUAGCAGUGAUCAGGUCGUUUUGUAUUUUGCCCGACGUCCCACUAAACACUUUAUUAGUGGUCAGGUGGUAAUGUAAAUCCGUGUUGCUCUCAGCAAUGAGAGAAAGAAGCUCCACAUAGUUUCCUCUGUUUUUGGAUCCAGCGCUUUCAUCGUGCCCCCGAAAUGAAAGUUCCUGCUUGCCCAAAAAAAUGACACAGUCUAUCAGUCUUUUUAAGAUUUCCCUAUUUUUCUUCACCUUUUCGUUGUGGAGCUCCGUUUCCCUGCGCACUUGCUCGCUCAGCUGUAGAUCCACUCUGGUUUCCCCAAAGGUUUUGGAAAGCACCGUUGCUUGUAAGUGUCCAGCAGUGCUUUGAUGCCUCGUUGCUGCCUUGGUUAGGCAAGUCAAAUUAACAAAUCCAGUGUGGCUCCAAACACCAUGUCGAUCAGUGGCAAAUAACAAGCAAUCCCAGCAAUACAAUUUGCAACGUUCCUCGGAGCCUGUGAGCCAGGAGUACCGCUCGUAGUUAGUGGACUGAAAGUGACGGACAAACCCUUUUCCCGGUUGUGACAGGCUUGCUAGCUUCGGAGUUGCCCGACCUUGCUUAACGAUGUCCAGCUUUUCUUGAAAAGUCCGUCUUGAAAAUGGCUUUGACAGUAAAUCUGCAACCAAAUCCAUUUCUUCUCCUCCUUCAGCCAUUGUGGGUUGACAAAACAGCUAUUAACUCAACACAAAUAUCUUCGCUCGUGCAGCUGGCUACCGAUGCAGUUUGCUAGCUCUGGCUAGUACACGCUCUGACUAUCCAAUCAAAGGGUGUGAAUACGCUGACGUUUCCGUAUGCCUGCUAGAGGGCCUUGGUGUCGCAAACUCAAAAUCUGAUUGGUUGAAGCAACAGUUUGAUCGACAUUUAUUUUAUGCUACAGGGCCCGCAGAACUGAUUGUGAAGGCCUCCAGACAGAUUUCUUUGACCCUGGCAACAAAUACUGGCUGAAAUGUGAUUGGUCAAAUGCUUAAAUAUGAAAAUACACGUCUGGAAGCAGCGCAACCAGGGGGUAGCAAUGAAAGGGAGCGGACAGACCAUUUGGAAUUAUUUAAUACAUAUUCAUGAACAAAAUAUAAUUAACAUCAGUCUGUGAUUCAGAUAUUUUUAGGCCAGCAGAGAAGGCCUUGCAGGCCCUGACGGCCCACCACUGAUAUAUAUAUAUAUAUACACAUAUGUAUACAUAUAUAUAUAUAUAUAUAUAUAUAUAUAUAGUAUAUAUAUUUUUUUUUUUAAGCGUUAAACAGCUUUCUACCUUUUUGGUUGUUCCUCUAUAAGAACUUUUUAGAAAUGUGAUACUAACACUGAGCUUAAAAUCCUUUUUUCUUCAAACAAUGGCAUGUUUAGUCUUAUAUUUGAUAUGUUACCUAUGUUACCUUUAUUGAAUCCAAUAAAGGGUUAAAAUGUCUGUCAACAUUUUACAAUUUCCCAAAUCUUAGGAUUGUAAACCUUGUGCACGCACUGUCUUAUAGCAAAUCUAAAAUGCAUUCAGGUAGUUUUCCCUUCAUCAAACUUUUACCUCUUUUUCUUCCUCUUCAGACGUCACCAGCAGCAGUGAACCUGACAGUCUGCAGCUGAUAGAGAAGAUCUUUGAUACGCUUGGACCACCCAGGAACUACGGUCGCACCAUCCAGGAGGUGGAAGAGGAGGAGAGGAGGGAUGCUGAGGAGAGGAUGAGGAGGGAGGAUCAGGAGAGAGCUGAGGAGGAGAGGAGGGAGGAGGAGGAGGCCAGACAAAGAAAUGCACGCUGGGAAGAGUGGGUAUGUACUGAGAGGGAGGUCAUUAUGAGAUGAGACAGACAAAAAGACAGCAGAAAAAGCAUUUACAAAGUUGGCCCCUUUCUUUUAAAGCUAUUGGUCUCUUUCUCAGUGUGUAGUUAUCUCUGAGAAGUCUGCUAGAAUCUGCAACAGUCAAGGGAGAAGAAGAAACAUUGUCUAUUCAUAGACAUAUAGAAAAUUAAAGAAGCAGUAAAUUGACAACUUUUGGCCACAUAAACUAGAAGUACAAAAACUCUUCCGACACCCGCAGGUCUUCAGAUCAGCUGAAAACCAGCAAAAAUAAGGAGAUAGUGUCUGCUCUAAUCUUACCUCCCAACGUGAACAUUCACUAUCAGCCUCUUUAAGCGCCAGAGCUCCUACGAAAUCAAAUAUUCAAAACAACUAAAGAUUCAAGACAAUUCAGGAAAACAGCUGCCUAAGUAACUCUGACUUUAUUUAAACUCAGGUGGUACCAGAUUGAACAGGCAGAGGUGGAAAAACACCAAAACAAACAUGGGGAGUGCCCCGGAAAGCCCACGCCAGAAUUAAACCAAGUGUCUCUGUAAUAUAUACCUGCAAACAUGAUCAAAGUUUGGUGAUACCUGCUGAUGGCACAUCUGCUGUUUUUCACCUUGUACCGGGUGUUUCAGACUAAACGUUUGGAGGAGUCAAGGCAGCAGGAGGAAGAGCUGCUAGAGCUCGAGUCAGUCUCGAUGAGGACUUACCUGAUGGAACAAGUGAUCCCAACUCUGAACCAAGGCCUGUUGGAGUGCUGCACCACCCAACCUCAUGACCCUGUGGACUUCCUGGUACUCCACUGAACACACGUUAUCACUUGCCUCUUUACAUCUGAUCUCACUUGAGUCUGAUUCUGAUCACCUUCUUCAUUUUGUCUCAUUACAGGCUGAGUUCCUCCUAAAAAACAACCCAUCUAACUCCUGAGCGAGUCAUUGUUGAGUGUAUUAGAGACAUUUUUCACGUUUCAUCUUAAUUAAACACCCCCUCCUGGACUAUUCAGACCUGUCAUGUGUUUCUCUGUCCCUCUGUUCAUGCUGGCAUGUUGAUUAGGUCUGAUUUGUCUCCGUCCCCUGUUGGAUUUUGUCCUUUUUUCUCUCAGCUCAGUUUGGGCUCUCCUGUGCCGGCUGUUACUUAAAAUCACCCUGAAACAGCGAUGAAAGUGAGCAUGAAGCCAGAAGCUCAUUAGGAAGUUAAUUUGCGUAAUGAACUCUGUAAAGUGAAAGUAGACACACUCGGGUCAUAAUAACUGUGAUUUGGCUGUAAAUAUGAGGAGGAACAAACGUUACUAACAGCAGCUCGUUUGAGCCUCUCUCAUGUGGACGCUCGUGACUCCAAAGUGAACAUGAUUGGUUUGACUAUACAGCAAAUUAUUUCAAUGAACACCCUGAAUCACCACACGGGGAAAUUUGUUUGGUUUAUUUGGGAAAUAUUGUGAUGGGAGCUGAAAGAUAAUUUGACUGAACCAUCUGUGAGUCCAGGUACAAACUCAGAGCACAGCUAUCCUCUCAGUGACACAGAAGGACAGGAAAGGCAGAAGUAUGAAGUCCUCACAGCCUCUGAACUCAAACAUGUUCUGAUGAAGUCUGAAUAUGGAGCAACAUCUUCUUCGUGUUAAACUUGAUUCUUUGCUCAAAUGUAAAAUCUAUCUACUCAGUUUUACCAAAUUCAUCACGUACGUUAAGGAUGACAUAACAUGGCCUUGACACCUGUGUCCGUUACAUAACGCAGAACCAGUGCGAGCUGCGCUGCGUUACUCGCGUCUGUCGUCUCAUCCACCAUAACAGAGACAAACGGUGCUUUAUUAACUUCCCUUCUGAUCUCUUCCCCCAUCACUUCAGCAAUAGCAGUGAUCAGGUCGUUUUGUAUUUUGCCCGACGUCCCACUAAACACUUUAUUAGUGGUCAGGUGGUAAUGUAAAUCCGUGUUGCUCUCAGCAAUGAGAGAAAGAAGCUCCACAUAGUUUCCUCUGUUUUUGGAUCCAGCGCUUUCAUCGUGCCCCCGAAAUGAAAGUUCCUGCUUGCCCAAAAAAAUGACACAGUCUAUCAGUCUUUUUAAGAUUUCCCUAUUUUUCUUCACCUUUUCGUUGUGGAGCUCCGUUUCCCUGCGCACUUGCUCGCUCAGCUGUAGAUCCACUCUGGUUUCCCCAAAGGUUUUGGAAAGCACCGUUGCUUGUAAGUGUCCAGCAGUGCUUUGAUGCCUCGUUGCUGCCUUGGUUAGGCAAGUCAAAUUAACAAAUCCAGUGUGGCUCCAAACACCAUGUCGAUCAGUGGCAAAUAACAAGCAAUCCCAGCAAUACAAUUUGCAACGUUCCUCGGAGCCUGUGAGCCAGGAGUACCGCUCGUAGUUAGUGGACUGAAAGUGACGGACAAACCCUUUUCCCGGUUGUGACAGGCUUGCUAGCUUCGGAGUUGCCCGACCUUGCUUAACGAUGUCCAGCUUUUCUUGAAAAGUCCGUCUUGAAAAUGGCUUUGACAGUAAAUCUGCAACCAAAUCCAUUUCUUCUCCUCCUUCAGCCAUUGUGGGUUGACAAAACAGCUAUUAACUCAACACAAAUAUCUUCGCUCGUGCAGCUGGCUACCGAUGCAGUUUGCUAGCUCUGGCUAGUACACGCUCUGACUAUCCAAUCAAAGGGUGUGAAUACGCUGACGUUUCCGUAUGCCUGCUAGAGGGCCUUGGUGUCGCAAACUCAAAAUCUGAUUGGUUGAAGCAACAGUUUGAUCGACAUUUAUUUUAUGCUACAGGGCCCGCAGAACUGAUUGUGAAGGCCUCCAGACAGAUUUCUUUGACCCUGGCAACAAAUACUGGCUGAAAUGUGAUUGGUCAAAUGCUUAAAUAUGAAAAUACACGUCUGGAAGCAGCGCAACCAGGGGGGUAGCAAUGAAAGGGAGCGGACAGACCAUUUGGAAUUAUUUAAUACAUAUUCAUGAACAAAAUAUAAUUAACAUCAGUCUGUGAUUCAGAUAUUUUUAGGCCAGCAGAGAAGGCCUUGCAGGCCCUGACGGCCCACCACUGAUAUAUAUAUAUAUAUACACAUAUGUAUACAUAUAUAUAUAUAUAUAUAUAUAUAUAUACAGUAUAUAUAUUUUUUUUAAGCGUUAAACAGCUUUCUACCUUUUUGGUUGUUCCUCUAUAAGAACUUUUUAGAAAUGUGAUACUAACACUGAGCUUAAAAUCCUUUUUUCUUCAAACAAUGGCAUGUUUAGUCUUAUAUUUGAUAUGUUACCUAUGUUACCUUUAUUGAAUCCAAUAAAGGGUUAAAAUGUCUGUCAACAUUUUACAAUUUCCCAAAUCUUAGGAUUGUAAACCUUGUGCACGCACUGUCUUAUAGCAAAUCUAAAAUGCAUUCAGGUAGUUUUCCCUUCAUCAAACUUUUACCUCUUUUUCUUCCUCUUCAGACGUCACCAGCAGCAGUGAACCUGACAGUCUGCAGCUGAUAGAGAAGAUCUUUGAUACGCUUGGACCACCCAGGAACUACGGUCGCACCAUCCAGGAGGUGGAAGAGGAGGAGAGGAGGGAUGCUGAGGAGAGGAUGAGGAGGGAGGAUCAGGAGAGAGCUGAGGAGGAGAGGAGGGAGGAGGAGGAGGCCAGACAAAGAAAUGCACGCUGGGAAGAGUGGGUAUGUACUGAGAGGGAGGUCAUUAUGAGAUGAGACAGACAAAAAGACAGCAGAAAAAGCAUUUACAAAGUUGGCCCCUUUCUUUUAAAGCUAUUGGUCUCUUUCUCAGUGUGUAGUUAUCUCUGAGAAGUCUGCUAGAAUCUGCAACAGUCAAGGGAGAAGAAGAAACAUUGUCUAUUCAUAGACAUAUAGAAAAUUAAAGAAGCAGUAAAUUGACAACUUUUGGCCACAUAAACUAGAAGUACAAAAACUCUUCCGACACCCGCAGGUCUUCAGAUCAGCUGAAAACCAGCAAAAAUAAGGAGAUAGUGUCUGCUCUAAUCUUACCUCCCAACGUGAACAUUCACUAUCAGCCUCUUUAAGCGCCAGAGCUCCUACGAAAUCAAAUAUUCAAAACAACUAAAGAUUCAAGACAAUUCAGGAAAACAGCUGCCUAAGUAACUCUGACUUUAUUUAAACUCAGGUGGUACCAGAUUGAACAGGCAGAGGUGGAAAAACACCAAAACAAACAUGGGGAGUGCCCCGGAAAGCCCACGCCAGAAUUAAACCAAGUGUCUCUGUAAUAUAUACCUGCAAACAUGAUCAAAGUUUGGUGAUACCUGCUGAUGGCACAUCUGCUGUUUUUCACCUUGUACCGGGUGUUUCAGACUAAACGUUUGGAGGAGUCAAGGCAGCAGGAGGAAGAGCUGCUAGAGCUCGAGUCAGUCUCGAUGAGGACUUACCUGAUGGAACAAGUGAUCCCAACUCUGAACCAAGGCCUGUUGGAGUGCUGCACCACCCAACCUCAUGACCCUGUGGACUUCCUGGUACUCCACUGAACACACGUUAUCACUUGCCUCUUUACAUCUGAUCUCACUUGAGUCUGAUUCUGAUCACCUUCUUCAUUUUGUCUCAUUACAGGCUGAGUUCCUCCUAAAAAACAACCCAUCUAACUCCUGAGCGAGUCAUUGUUGAGUGUAUUAGAGACAUUUUUCACGUUUCAUCUUAAUUAAACACCCCCUCCUGGACUAUUCAG
This is a messenger RNA of Xyrichtys novacula (pearly razorfish), 19487 nucleotides long. NCBI's taxonomy places the organism in Eukaryota, Metazoa, Chordata, Actinopteri, Labriformes, Labridae. The record is from the annotation of a GenBank genome assembly.